Nestor notabilis (Kea) is the source of this 1402-nucleotide messenger RNA. It is a transcript of the gene RGS20, whose product is annotated as regulator of G-protein signaling 20. The transcript is spliced from 4 exons. The coding region runs from base 4 to 660 and encodes 218 amino acids. The record is from RefSeq and is a predicted model, not a curated record. Lineage: Eukaryota; Metazoa; Chordata; Aves; Psittaciformes; Psittacidae.
CCCAUGGGAUCGGAGCGGAUGGAGAUGCGCAAACGGCAGAUGUCUACGACCCAGGAGACCCCAGGUGCUGCACAGGCUCCGCUCAGCGCAGGAAAUCGAGGGUCCAAUGCCUGCUGCUUUUGUUGGUGCUGCUGCUGCAGCUGCUCAUGUCUUACUGUUAGAAAUCAAGAUGAAGAGAGAGCAAGGAGAACAUCUCAUGAACUACAAGCAGAGGGCAUUCCAAACUGUGAGGAAAGCCCUGCUCCUACUCUUGAAGAAGUAAAUGCCUGGGCUCAAUCAUUUGACAAGUUGAUGCUUACUCCAGCUGGCAGAAAUGCUUUUCGUGAAUUUCUACGAACAGAAUUCAGCGAGGAGAACAUGCUUUUCUGGAUGGCCUGUGAGGAACUGAAACAAGAAUCCAACAAAAGUGUCAUUGAAGAAAAAGCAAGAUUAAUUUAUGAAGAUUAUAUUUCUAUCCUUUCUCCAAAAGAGGUCAGCCUGGACUCCAGAGUAAGAGAAGUUAUUAAUCGAAAUAUGCUGGAACCCUCACAACAUACCUUUGAUGACGCACAGCUUCAAAUUUAUACCUUAAUGCACAGAGACUCCUACCCACGGUUUAUGAACUCUGCUAUUUAUAAGGACUUGCUUCAGUCCUUAUCUGAAAAAUCCAUUGAAGCAUAGAAUUUUUUCUUAAAUGUAUUUAUUUUAAAACAAACAGAACUCUGGGCUACAUCAAUCCACAGGGAAUUUAGAAUUAAUCAGAUAUUUACCUGAAAAUAACUCAGGCAAGUUUCACUACGGACUGAAUGAUUUAAACUCGCACAAGGCUCUGACACAAUCAGCUAACUACAGUUUCUGAUCAAAUUCAGUGUGUCUUUGCAGAAGAGAAUGAAGAGAACAAUAAGAAAAUGUUGUUCAAAAAAUGCAGUAUUUCUGUUUCUUCAAACACAGCAUGCAAUUCAGAUGCAAAACUGUUAGCAGCGUAUGUGUGAGGCACAAAUACCAACUGAGCACGAAGACUACAUUUUAUUUGUAAGUGGAUUGUUAGAAUUUUCUGGAAAACCAAACCAGUUGCCCCAUCCACACUGUGACCAAAGUGAAAACAGUACUGUCAAUAUCUGGGUUACAUGAGACAAAGUUUCGCACAUACCUGGCUUAGGUACAAUCCACUUGUCUUGGUAUAUUUAAUGCAUAUAUGGUGCACUAAUGGAAAAUGGUAUGGCAAUCUCAAGUUUAUGGAAGCUAAUGGCUGAAAUAAUGCUGCCUAUAAAAAUCUUUUGCUGAAGAAUUGUUACUUUACUACUAGAGUCUGCUGAAUGCAUUUUUAAGUUCAUACUGUUGAUGUUUAUAAUGUUAAAUUAUUUACUUAAAACGAAGAAGAGUCUGGGCAUUUAAAUUCCAAAAUAAAGCACAAGAAUUGUCA